AUGGCCAAAUUAAUUAAUACUCAUCAUACUUAUGGCACUAUACCUAAAGUAUCAAUACAGGACAUGGAUGAAGAGAUCAACAGAAUGGAAAAUGGCGAAUGCAGAUUUCUAAAUAAACAAGAAGAGAACACUGAUGCAGUAUAUACAGCAGAACAUGUAAAAUGCUACAGCAUAUAUUCAAGCAAGAACCGUAUACAUGCGGUGACUGCAGUACUACACCGGGAGCACCAUCUUCCUGGCACAACUGCGGGCUGUAACAUAAACAACAGUAACAACAAGGAUGAAGAAGAAAAAAAGAAAAAGAAAAAAGAAAAGAAGGAUAAAUCCGAUCAUAAAAAGGAAAAGAAAAAAGACAAAGAAAAGAAGAAAGACAAAGAAAAAAACAAAGACAAAGAAAAAGAGAAAGAAAAGGAGAAAGAAAAGGAGAAAGAAAAGGAGAAAGAGAAGGCUGAUAAGGACAAAGACAAGGACAAAGAUAAAGACAAAAAAGAUGAGAAAAAAAAAGAGAUUUAUGUUAUUGACCCAUCUGGGAACCUGUACUACAACUGGCUAUUUUGUAUUACAAUGCCGGUAAUGUACAACUGGACCAUGCUUAUAGCAAGAGCCUGCUUUGAUGAACUCCAACAAGACUAUUUGGAAGCAUGGUAUGUGCUGGACUACCUCUCCGAUGCCAUCUAUAUUGCAGACAUGUUUGUAAGAACAAGGACAGGUUAUUUGGAGCAAGGUCUUCUUGUCAAAGAUGAAAGCAAACUGAGAGAUAAAUACAAAAAGACGACGCAAUUUAAGCUGGAUAUUUUGUCCAUUAUACCAACAGACAUUUUAUAUUUGAAAUUCGGCUUGAACUAUCCAGAACUUAGGCUCAAUAAACUGCUCAGAAUCGCUCGCAUGUUUGAAUUCUUCCAGAGAACCGAAACAAGGACCAACUAUCCAAACAUCUUCAGGAUUUCUAACCUCAUCAUGUACAUCGUGAUCAUCAUCCACUGGAAUGCUUGUGUUUACUAUUCAAUUUCGAAAGCCAUAGGUUUUGGAGAAGAUACUUGGGUCUACCCUAACAUUUCAGACCCAGACUAUGGUCGUCUGGCCAGAAAGUAUGUGUAUAGUCUGUACUGGUCAACACUGACCCUGACUACUAUUGGUGAAACCCCACCACCUGUUCAAGACUCUGAGUUCUGGUUUGUGGUUGCUGAUUUCUUAGUGGGAGUCUUGAUUUUCGCUACCAUCGUCGGUAAUGUCGGUUCCAUGAUAUCAAACAUGAAUGCAGCCAGAGCAGAGUUCCAAGGGAGAAUUGAUGCUAUCAAACAGUACAUGCACUUCCGUAAAGUCAGCAAGGAUUUAGAAAAAAGAGUAAUUAAGUGGUUUGACUAUUUAUGGACAAAUAAAAAAGCUGUUGAUGAAAGAGACGUGUUGAAAUACUUACCGGACAAAUUAAGAGCGGAAAUCGCUAUAAAUGUCCAUCUGGACACCCUGAAGAAAGUCCGUAUCUUUGCUGAUUGUGAAGCUGGACUAUUGAUUGAAUUGGUCUUGAAGCUACAACCUCAGGUAUACAGCCCUGGAGAUUACAUUUGCAGGAAAGGAGAUAUUGGGCGGGAAAUGUACAUUAUUAAAGAAGGUAAACUUGCCGUUGUUGCAGAUGAUGGAAUUACGCAAUUUGUGGUUUUGAGCGAUGGUAGCUAUUUUGGUGAGAUCAGUAUCCUUAACAUCAAAGGCAGCAAAGCUGGUAACAGAAGAACAGCAAACAUUAAAAGUAUUGGGUAUUCUGAUCUCUUCUGUCUCUCUAAAGAUGACCUAAUGGAAGCUCUAACAGAAUACCCUGAUGCUAAAGCAAUGUUGGAGGAAAAGGGAAGGCAGAUCCUCAUGAAGGACGGCCUUCUAGACUUAGACAUUGCCAAUUCUGGCGUCGAUCCCAAAGACAUUGAAGAAAAGGUGGCUCACAUGGAAGGCUUAGUUGACAAUCUGCAAACAAAAUUUGCUAGACUGUUAGCUGAGUAUGACUCAGCGCAACAGAAACUUAAACAGCGAGUAUCCAAAAUUGAGAAAAUGCUAAAGCCUGAGGCUGAGGCACCUGAGGUUGUAGAAACAGAGGCACAAACAGAAGAGCCAGAACCAACUACAAAAUAG
Messenger RNA from Pseudophryne corroboree (corroboree frog), 2118 nucleotides. It is a transcript of the gene CNGA1, whose product is annotated as cyclic nucleotide gated channel subunit alpha 1. The transcript is spliced from 9 exons. The record is from RefSeq and is a predicted model, not a curated record. The coding region runs from base 1 to 2118 and encodes 705 amino acids. Gene Ontology annotation, molecular function: intracellularly cAMP-activated cation channel activity; intracellularly cGMP-activated cation channel activity; protein-containing complex binding. Gene Ontology annotation, biological process: monoatomic cation transmembrane transport. NCBI's taxonomy places the organism in Eukaryota, Metazoa, Chordata, Amphibia, Anura, Myobatrachidae. Gene Ontology annotation, cellular component: intracellular cyclic nucleotide activated cation channel complex; plasma membrane.